AUGGGGAGACAGGUAAUAAUUAGUUGUCUAUGCUUGCUCGUGUUAGACAAAACACAAGCAAAAGCCUUGAACGGUCAUAUUGACAAUGUGAACUCCAAAAGUUAUCAACGAUUAUAUAAAGACAGAUCCUUCGAUGUUUACGCUAGCGCCACUCCAUACGCUGCCUACUCCUUCAACGUGCCAACGUUUGCAGUUCCAAAGAGUAAUGUCAUUCCCGUUAAAGAAGAAAACGUCGUAGUACAAAAUGUGAACGGAUAUUUAAGGGAUUCUUACGGUCAAAGAUUUGUUCAAGCUCCUCAGACUUUGGCUUACAAGUCUACAAUACCGCAACAAUUUGUUCAGCUUCAAAAUUUGCCUGCACACCUGAGCCAGCCAUUAGUUGCCGCCGCCCCUAGCAUACAUUAUACAACACAACCCUUCUUCGGUCAGAGAUUACCAAACUUCCAGGUAUUUUCACAUACACCUGUAAAUUUUGUGUCUCCACAACAUCUUAUUCAAACAAAUAAUGUACGAAAUGUGGCUCCGUCCUCUGCAUUGAACGCUCAGUAUAGAACUCCGUACACUUCUCAAGCUUCUCAAUAUCAAACUCCUAUCAACAGUGAUGUUACCCAAACUCAAAAUGAACAAAAAAUACGGGAAGAACAAAAAGUUUCAGCCAGCAAUAACCGCCAAAAUCAGCAGCAGCAACAACAAAUAAACCAACAAAAUAAUUUGCAAUUAUUACAAGUUCCCAAAGAAAAUCAUUACACAAAUAUAAAUAACGGACAGAAGCCUCUACCAUUAUUGGACUUAACUUUAUUAGAACCUUUAAAGUUUUCAAACCCCAUAACACCGCAAGUACAGCAUUAUUUGCCAAGAAUAAAUAAUGUUAAAUAUGAAAAACUGCCAGAAGUUGAUGUAGUGAAGAAACAUCAAAUGGAAUUUAUAGUACAAAAUACGAAAUCGUACGACAGUGACUCAGUGAAACCAAAGCCUAAAAAAGAGGGAACGAAAAAGAAACAAAAGAAACAUAAUACACAAAAUAUUAUACAUGAAGAGGGCGUGCCUGAAACCCCAACUGUAAGUAAUCAUGAUACUCAGGAAGAAAAUCCCGAAUUCACCUACGAAAUCAAUUCGCCUAAUUAUAAGGAAACUUAUACAGAAAAAAAAGUGAGCUACAAUAAAGAAACACAACCGGAACCAGUACAUAUUAGUUAUAACGAACAAAGUGAAGUCAAACCGAAGCAUUAUGUUUACGAAAAACGUAAGGAAAUACAUCCUGAUAGUUACAACCAUGUGCAUAAUUCAAAACCGGCGAUUCAGGGAACUCAAGAAUAUUACAGUUCUCCCAAACAAACUCCUAAACAUCACGUACAAGACAAUCACGAAAAUAAAUAUGGACAUAAUAAUAAGAUCCAUACUCCAUCAGCGGAUUCAGGCCAGUCACAUAAUGUCGGAAAUAAAGGGAUAAAGCACACCAGAGAAGAAAAUCAUAAUAACAAGAACCACGAUGGAAAUAGAGGAUCCCCUAAACACUACGACAGACCGCAGCAGGGACAGGUGUAUUAUCAUUCAGAAUCUGACGAAAUACCACUGGCAUUCAACACAAAACAUCAAAAACCUCAAAACAGCUUUACACAUAAUGAACCAAAACAUUACCAACCAAUAACACCUGAAUACGAAGAAGAUAUUAAAGAUUUAUCCACACACCAACCUCACAGUCAGCGACAUCAUGAUGACAAUGAGAGGAGAUACCCAGCUCCUCAGACUGGCGGUCAUCAGAACCAGGACGAAAAUAAGUCCUAUUACUUUCCAUCCCCUAUCGUUGUAGAAAAUUCAAAAAAUGUUAAUGAUAAAGAAUCACCAGAGCCCAACGAAGAACUGAUGGACCAAAUGGUAAAAAAGAUGAGAGAGAAUGAAGAAGAUUUUGAAAAAGCAUACAAAGAUGCCGCUUACGGUUUCCCAGCGUUCGACACGUCUUCGUACGACGCUGAAAAAAAUAUUUAUAAUCCCGAAUCAUACGGCUCGACGAAUUAUUAUAAAGAGUAUGAUCACGAAAAAAGCCCAUUAAUACAAUACGAAGAGGAUGGAGACGAUUUCCCAAAAUAUACGCGUGCACAAUAUAAAAACAACAGGGAUAAAGUAAACGAUGAAUAUUUUGAUCACUACGUGGCUCGCAAACCCGAGAGUAUUGCAGACAGGAACAAUAGAAAAGAGGAAUACUAUCAGACAUUCAUAAACCAUCGACCUGAAUACUACUUCGGUAAUGAGCAAAACGAUAAAAAUGAAAAGGCAAAGUAUACGGCCGUACCAAAUUAUAACUUCAAUGCACCACAAAGAACUCAAACGUAUCAAAAAGUAAAUCAUUCACCCCAUCAUGGUGGAUAUGAUCUAUCAGCGCAAACUCCAAGCGAUAACUCUCCCUAUGGAACUCAGGCUUUUCAAAGAUACAAAAGUAAAACACAAUUCGUAGAGCCACAAUAUCAGUAUGGCUUCGAACCAGUGUCUAUACCUCAAUUGUUAGACAGUGAAAUGAGUGUAAUGGCGAGCGUCAUAAGUCCCAAAAACGAACACCCAGACACGAGGAAGAAGGAUUUUGUAGACAAUAACAGUUGGCUCGUCAAAAAACAUGUCACAAAAGCGAAAGUGUCCAGCUGA
Messenger RNA from Danaus chrysippus (African queen), 2637 nucleotides. Lineage: Eukaryota; Metazoa; Arthropoda; Insecta; Lepidoptera; Nymphalidae. The record is from the annotation of a GenBank genome assembly.